CGCGAGACGAGCAACGAUGCCGGCAUUGUGCGGCUGCGACGAGGCACGACGAUACCACCACUGAUCGUGGCACUGGAAGAAAAGAGAGAGAGAAAGAGAUAAAAGAAGACAAAAGAAAUCGAAAAUGGACCAGUCGCGGAUGCCCGACGUCGAGACGACGAACUGGAGGGCGAUUUCGUCGCUUGCGGCCAGCUACGGCAUCCAGCUGCGGAGCCUCGAUGAGACCGAGGCGAGCAGCACUUCUCGCGCGGGAGAAGGAGGCGCAAGCGCAGGCGCAGGAGCAGGAGCAGGAGCAGGCCUUGGUCUCGGUCUUGGCAUCGGCCUGGGCAGCGACGAGGAGCAGGACCUGGGCGUGGGCACGCCAUUUGAGAUCACGGCCAGACGCAUGCCGGGUGGCCGAGUCAGCUACCGGUUCAAGUGGCGCGGCGAGACGCAAGAGCAGCAGCAGCAGCAGCGGCAGCAUCAGGAGACCGACGAUGGAGCAGCAGCGUCACCGUCUCGUGGACCCAAUCGCAAGCAGGGCGCGACGGCAUUCAAGACACUCAAGGGGUCACGCUCCAUCCCAGCCCUCCUCCGGUCCGUGGGUGGCCCGCAGCAGCAGCAGCAGUCGCCGUCGCAGCACCAGUCGCCCAGCCAGGCCAGUCAGAAGGAGCAGCCAGACAGCGCGGCGUCGCGCCUGCUGGGCCCCGUCACAUCGCCGUCGAUGGCACGGUCUGGCAGCUCGCCCGAGCAGAAGCGCACGGGCACCAGCAGCGGCAGUGCCAACCUCGAGAGCGGCGACGUGCUCGGCGCCAUCCUGGGCAUCCGCCAGGGCAUCACUGCCUCGGCCUCGCAGUCGUCGUCGUCGUCGUCGGAGGCUUCGUCAUCGGCAGCAGCGCCAGGCCAGCGCCAGCAGCAGCAGCAGCAGCAGCAGUUGCUGCAUCCACAGCCAUUGCACCAGCAGCAGCAGCAGCACCAGCACACGAGUGGCCGCUCCGUCUCGCCGUUUGGCCAGCCCGUGGUGGGCGCAAAGGCACCGGAGCCGUGGAAGACGUCGCCGAUCCCGCGCAUGUCCGGCGUUGGCCAGCCGCUGUUUGCCGACAUGAGCAUCUUUGACGUCGACGUCGACGCUGGUGCUGGUACUGGUGCUGGUGCUGCUGCUUCCACCAAGACCAAGGCCGACGAUGGCGGCGUCCACCAUCUUCGACAGGUGCAGUCGUUUGAGUCGGCCGACUCGGCUGCGACGGCGCGCGCGAGGUACGGCGCACCCUCGUCGGACGCUGAUGGCGAGGGCGAGGAAGGAGAAGAGGCAGAAGAGGCAGCGGAGAAAGAAGAGGAAGAGGAAGAGGAGGAGGGAGAGGAAGGAGAGACGGUCAUCUUUGAUGUUGUCCAGCACUACUGGUCCCACGCCAGCCGGCCUGCCCAGCGGCGCGACUCGGAGCAGGACGACGACGACGCCGACGGCGAGCUCAAGGACACGUCGCGGCUCACCCUCCCCGGCGACGACCCGCGUUUCUCGCUCUGGGCGAUGCGCAGCCCGCACGAUGACGAGGCGCUCGCCUUCAGUGCUCGCAGCGGCUUUGAGGCCCGCGCGCUGUCUCAGCAGCAGGCGCAGCAGCAGCAGGCGCAGCAGCAGACGCAGACGCAGACGCAGACGCCAACAACGCCCUCAUCAGCAGCGAGCCAGAGCCCGCGCGAGGGAGGAGGAGGGAAGCGCUGGAGCGUGCGCGGCUCCCUCGGCAGCGACGACAACCGCAGCUCGCCUGCAGCGUCAUCAUCCUCGUCGUCAUCGUCCUCUGCCGCUGCUGCCGAGCGAGGCCAGUCGAAGAAGGCGGCGAGCGAGGCUGAGCUGGCGCAUUCAAUGCUUCUCUUUCCCAACGACGGGCCCUUUCUCGUCGCAGCCUCGACGGCCUACAUCAUUGCCGAGCUCACCUCGCGCAUCGACCACCGCUUCGAGACCGACUUCUUCUACACCUACCGCGCAUACACGUCCCCCAGCCACGUCCUCGCCCUCCUGGGUGCCCGGCUGCAGUGGGCGAUGGCGCCCGCACGCACGGCCGUCGAUGCGACGCGGCGCCAGGUCGUGCGUGUGCGCACCUAUGCCGUCCUCAAGUGGUGGCUCAACCACUUUUUCUACGUCGACUUUGUCCCCGACCGCGCCCUGCGCCGCCAGCUCGUCGACUGGCUCAACGGCCUCGAGCGCCAGAGCCGCGAUGCAUCGCAGGCCGGCCGCGUCCACAUCGACACGGUGCGCAGCCUCAAGAAGGUCGUCCGCGGCCUCAAGGCCCACUACCAGCAGUCGUCGACCGACACGCUCCUUGGCCUGUCUGGCCUCUCCGGCCUCUCCGGCCUCUCCGGCUUUCCGGACCAGUCGCCCAUCGUCAGCUCGGCCAAGGAAGGCGCCUUUUUCGAUGAUGGCAGCGGCCCCGUCAGGUUAGCCGGCCAGAGCGUUGAUCUCGAGCUGCUCGGCGAUGGCGGUGGCAACAACGAGCACAGCGCGCCAGCGGCAAGAGAUGGGCAGCAGCAGCAGCAGCAGCGCAGGAGCGGCAGCGAUGCCUCGUCGCUCGACGACAUUAUUGUCAACGAGCGCGCCUCCUCGAGGCCCCACCGGUCCGGCGCAGCGCAGCACCAGCUCCACGUGCCGCCGCCGCUGCCGUCGUCGCACAGCGCCCUCUCGCGCGUCUUUGUCAACACCGUCGGCCGCCUGUCGCGCUUCAAGCGCUCCCUGGGCACGCCGGGGGUCACCAUGCGCCCAGGCGGAGGCGGCGGCGGUGGCUACGAUGGCUCGGGUGCAGGUGGUGGCGCAGGCGGCAGCAACGGCAGCAGCAGCAGCAACAACAACAGCGGCUUCGAUGGCCUCGAGUUUGAAGCCACCGACAGCGGCGACCUCCUCUUUAUUCGCGGCGGCCUCGAGCACUUUAUCAGCCACUUUGACCUCGGUCUCUCGCCGAGUGCUGCUGCUGCUGCGGCUGCGACAACAAGCAAGCCGAUGCAGACUGCAGGCGCAGGCGAGCAGAUGGACGAGGCCGACGAGGGGGGCAGCCCGUCGAUUGCCGACCAGGGCGAGACGACGCCGAGCCUGAGUGCGACGAGCGACAAGCAGUCGGGCAGCACCCCUGCCAGCUCGCUCGACCUGGGCCCCGAGGCGAGCCAGGAGCUGCGCAAGUCGCUCCUGGGUGGCGGCGAAAACGAGCCCGCUGCACGAGGCGACCUUGACGACGACGAUGAAUUCUUUCACAGACACAGUGGUCAGCCACGCGCGUUUUCGUCGACUUUCGAAGCGCCCGAGGAGCUGCCGAGCCUCAUUGCCGGCAAGGCUCACUACCAGCCGCAGCUCGACAGCCACGAGGGCCUGCACCACACGACGUCGGACCAGACGCUCCGCUCCGUCUCCACUGCCAACGGCGGCGGCGGCGGUGGUGGUUUCGGCAGCAGCAGCAGCAGCAGCAGCAGCAGCAGAAGCGGCCAGCCGAGGCAGGGUGGCGUCGCCGCAUACAGGGCAAGCCUGCGAAGACGGAGCGGGAGCAGCGGCAUGGGCCCCAACAUUGUCCAGAUCGACGACGUGGACCUGUCGAGCGACGAGGACGACGGCAUGGUGCGGCGUGCACUGCGCAGGUUGCCGGGUGCACGCGACCUCCGCAUGGCCAACCACGUCCACGACCUCGGCCAGCGCCAGCCGAGCCUCGACGGCGGCAGCAGCGUGUCCAACUUUGGCAGCGUCGUCCACCACCACCACCAGCAUCCACAGCUGCAGCAGCGAGCCUCGUAUGCGUCGACGUUUUCCGAGCAGCACGAUGGCCAGUCGUACCUGCAGCUCUUGCAGGCCCAGCAGCAGGAGGCCCAGCAGCAGCCGCCCAAGAUUGGCUUCGUCGAGACGGAGAUGCUGGACCCCGACGAGCACCUGCAGCACUACGAGCUCGUCAAGGGCUUCCGUCUCGAUGCCCUGCCGGACAGCGACGACGACGAGCCGGGCGACGUCGAGGCGGCCCUGCGCCGGCUCGAGGGCUUCAUCGACAAGGACAAGCAGCUGGAGCGCCAGCGCCGCGUCGAGCGCAUCUGGCAGCAGUCGCAGGAGCGCCAGCGGCAGCGCGAGCGCGAGCAGCAGUUGCCGCGCCACCAGCUCCAGCGGCACACGCUCGCGCCCUCGACGACGACGCGUGGGUCCAUGGAGCCCAUGGCCGAGGAGGGGCAGCUGCCGUCCGUGUCGCGCGCCAGUGUGAUCCACGAGCAGGCGCAGGAGGAGGAGGCCAAGGAGCGCCCCAAGGAGGAGGAGCACGUGGCCGAGACGGUCAAGCAGCAGCAGGAGCUGCCUCGCGAGAAGCUGCUCAGACCAGCAGCGGCGGCAGCAGCAACAACAAAGUCGAAGAAGAGGCCGAUCCGGACAAAGCGGCCAGCCAGCCAGGGCAACGUCCUCGAUGGCCCACCCACGCCCUGGGGACAGCGCCGCGACGGAGCGAUGGACCAGCAGCAGCAGAAGGCGCUUCUGCAGCAGGGCCCCUUUGCUCAGCUCGGCGCGCCCGUCCACCGCUCCUUCCUGCUCGGCCACCGCUCCGAGGUCAUUGCCCAGCAGUUUACCAUCAUCGAGGCCGAGCUGUUCCGCAACGUCACGUGGCAGGAGCUCGCGUCGGACAUGUGGCGCAGCAAGACCUACCACCAGGAGGUCCUCGACUGGGAGGCCUUCCACCAGUCGCGCGUCCGUGCCAAGGUUCUGAACAACAACAGCAACCAGGCAGCAGAGCAGUCGGCCGUCGAGGCCAUCACGGCGCGCUUCAACCUCACGUGCAACUGGGUCGCCAGCGAGGUCGUCCUCACCCAGGGCGUGGGCGAGCGCGCGGCGGUGCUGUCGAAGCUGAUCCGGAUCGCGUGGAAGUGCUACCAGCACUGCAACUUUGCCACACUCACCCAGAUCAUCGUCGGCCUCCAGUCGCCGUGGGUCGAGCGGCUGCGCAAGUCGUGGAGCCGCGUGGGGAUGCAGGACAUGCGCAUGCUCCGCGACCUCAAGGCAUUUAUCAACCCUGCCCGCAACUUCCGCCACCUGCGCCAGGCCAUGCGUGCCAUGGUCAUUGACGGCAAGAUGGAGGACCUCGUCACCUCGGCGGGGCCACCGCGCAUGCGGGGCGCUGCGCCGACGGCGACGGUCUCGGCCUCGUCUCCCUCGCCUCUGCAGCAUUCCCACGCGCGCUCCCAUUCGCAGCCAGGGUCAAGCGCAGUAGCAGCAGCAGCAGCAGCCUCCUCAUCAAGCUCUGCGGGAGUGGCGACGGACGACGCCGGCAGCGGCGAUGGGAAGAGAGGCAAGCCGCGCAUCCACGAGGGCGCCUGUGUGCCCUUUUUCGGUCUUUUCAUCUCGGAUCUCCAGGCGGCUGAUGCGCUGCCCACGCUCCUCGACCCGUCGUCGGUCGCGCCCCCGGCGCCCACGUCGCCGCCCGCGUCGGCAAACGAGCCGCUGGCCCAGCUGGCGCUGCCCGACGCCUUUGACGACCUCGCCCCGCUCCCGCCGAGCGCGCGGCCGCUGCGCCCACUUGUGAACCUGUACAAGUACCGGAGCAAGGCCGUCACCGUCAAGACGGUGCUUGCCUUCCAGGAAAAGGCCGCCGGCUUCCGCUUCGAGGCCGACGCCGGCGUAUUCGUAAAGGCUCUCAAGAUCCGCUGCCUCCAGGGCGAGCAGAUGACGCGCAUCUCGCACCGCCUCGAGCCGUGAUUCAUCAUCACACUCUCUUUCCCUUGUCCAUCCUCCAUCCUCCAUCCUCCAUACUCAAUCCUCCACUGGUUGUACAUAGCAUAUCCCCGGGGGUGCACAUACGCUCAUUCGUUCACUCAUUCAGCACAUAUUCUCUUUCACUAACUAACAAUUACACACUCUCUCACGUCAUUGGUC
Molecule: messenger RNA, 5854 nt
Organism: Acaromyces ingoldii
Lineage: Eukaryota; Fungi; Basidiomycota; Exobasidiomycetes; Exobasidiales; Cryptobasidiaceae
Product: ras GEF
Exons: 1
Coding region: 125-5677 (1850 amino acids)
Biological process (GO): Ras protein signal transduction; positive regulation of GTPase activity
Cellular component (GO): plasma membrane
Molecular function (GO): guanyl-nucleotide exchange factor activity
Source: RefSeq, a predicted model, not a curated record